This is a messenger RNA of Vicia faba (fava bean), 912 nucleotides long. NCBI's taxonomy places the organism in Eukaryota, Viridiplantae, Streptophyta, Magnoliopsida, Fabales, Fabaceae. The record is from the annotation of a GenBank genome assembly.
AUGAAAUUCGGCAAAGAGUUCAAAACCCAUCUGGAAGAAACAAUCCCUGAAUGGAGAGACAAAUUUCUAUGCUACAAACCAUUGAAGAAGCUUCUCAAACAUCACUUGCCUUCCACCACCACCACCACCACCACACCCAUCAAUCUUCAUCUUCACUUUCUUCAACAACCCUUUUCUCCUAACAUCUUGCAGGCCUGGUUUCUUCGGAUUCUCAAUCAAGAGCUUGAAAAGUUUAAUGAUUUCUACGUUGACAAAGAGGAAGACUUUGUUAUCCGAUUUCAGGAGCUGAAAGAGAGAAUUGAGCGUCUUAAAGAAAAAAGCAGCAAGAGUGUAAAGUACACUUCUGAUUGUGAAUUUAGUGAAGAAAUGAUGGACAUUAGGAAGGACUUGGUUACCAUCCAUGGAGAGAUGGUGCUCCUAAAAAACUAUAGCUCCUUAAACUUUGCAGGACUAAUUAAAAUUUUGAAAAAGUAUGAUAAAAGAACUGGCGGUUUGCUGCGUCUUCCUUUUACACAAAUUGUUCUCCGACAACCUUUUUUCACUACCGAGCCUCUGACAAGGCUAGUUCACGAAUGCGAGGAAAAUCUCGAACUACUCUUUCCCUUACAAGAAGAAGUAAUUCAAUCAACUUCUCAUCCAGCGGGAGAUAAUACAACGAAUACCUUACCUGAGUCAUCCUCAACUCUUGGAGAGGAGGAACCUAUGUAUUUAUAUCGAAGCACUCUUGCUGCUAUGAGAGCCAUAAAGGGUCUUCAGAAAGCGAGCUCCACCUGCAAUCCAUUUUCGUUUUCUUCUCUUUUUACCAACCAAGAUGAUGAUAGUAACGGUGCCGUUACUGCUGAAAACUCGGCAGCGAAUUCUCCGGAUACCGUGCAAAAUGAGGAAGGCACCGGUAAAGAGGACACUGACUAA